Selaginella moellendorffii is the source of this 815-nucleotide messenger RNA. RefSeq lists its product as uncharacterized. The record is from RefSeq and is a predicted model, not a curated record. The transcript has 3 exons. Lineage: Eukaryota; Viridiplantae; Streptophyta; Lycopodiopsida; Selaginellales; Selaginellaceae. The coding region runs from base 1 to 357 and encodes 118 amino acids.
AUGGCGAUGGAGCUGAGGCAGCGAGUUCUUCCGCGCGCAUUAGGGCUUUUUCUAGGGUUUUGGGACGCGAGCGAGGCGCCAGAAGAGUAUCGAGUCGUACUGAAGAAUCAAGGAAUGAAGGACGGUGGUCGGACAACCGAGACUGAGCCUUCGGGAGGAACCAGCAGAAUGUCCUUUGGUGGAGUGGAAUCGGACGCUGGCGAAAGCGCUGCCUCGGAUGAUUUUGGAGGAAGAACAGCCGAUGGAAGUGGUGGAGAAAGGAGAAGCUGUUCUGGAAGAGGUGGCGAAGCUGGAGUUUCAGCACUCUUCACGGGCGGAGGCGACAGCGUUGGAGUUCCAACCCUUUCUUCCGGCUGAGGUGGUGGCGCAGUGACCUGCCGGAUGAAAGUCGAGGAAAUCGGAGCUUUAGCACCGGGUGGCGGCCAAACGUUCGCCUCAACAAUGGGCUUCUCAGGUGGCGGCGAAAGAACUUGUCCGUGCGGCGGUGGAAGAGCAGUCGCGGUUGGCGCUGCACCCGCAACAUCGUGUCAGCUCGAAAGAGGUGAAAGAAGUCAUACCUGGGGGCAACUGUCGAGGUUGGAAGCUGGGUGGAGAUGGAGCUGGCGCUUGGAAUGAAGGUGCCGGUACUUUGCUAGGCGGUGGUGCUAGGUGCUGCUGAUGACCGCGGCCGUGUCCGUGUCUGUGACCAGGAGGAGCCGGAUGCUGGUCGUGGCUUCCAGGAGAGCUACUCCUCGGGGAAUGGUGGUGAGAACCUUUGGAGGGAGGAUAGAAGCCUUUGCUGGGGUGAUCAAAACGGUAGCGGUGGUGGUGCUGGU